Rosa chinensis is the source of this 2651-nucleotide messenger RNA. RefSeq names its product AP2-associated protein kinase 1. Bases 339 to 2387 code for a protein of 682 amino acids. Gene Ontology annotation, cellular component: cytoplasm. Lineage: Eukaryota; Viridiplantae; Streptophyta; Magnoliopsida; Rosales; Rosaceae. The transcript is spliced from 8 exons. Gene Ontology annotation, biological process: protein phosphorylation. Gene Ontology annotation, molecular function: ATP binding; protein serine/threonine kinase activity. The record is from RefSeq and is a predicted model, not a curated record.
CCGCCCCCACCUUGAUUUCUCUGUUUCUCCAUAUUUUUAUAUAUGAAAUGGUUUUUGUUUUCCGCUGAAUAUUAAACAAUUGGGUUGGAGAAAAGAAAAGGCUCUCUCUUUCUUUCCUUCUUUUGUUUUGUUUCAGAGGAGAGAGUCCGGAUCAGCACGUAAUCUGUUCACAUUGUAGAUCUCUCUCUCUGCACCUUCAAUACUUCAACUUCAACUUCAAGGUACACCCUCCCAUUAAUCUUCGCUUUUGAGUCUUGUGUUUGCUUCAUGCUCAGAUCCGCUUCUUGGAAGUCGGUCACUUUUUUUUGUUGUUGCAGCAAACAGAUCUAUCCUUCAUAAUGUGGAGGUUCAAGCCUUUUAUGCACAAGGAGCCAGCUGGCCUCGAAGGCCGCUCCAUUGACGUCGGAACUCUCAAGAUUCAGGUGAAGAAUGUCAUUGCCGAAGGAGGGUUCUCUUGCGUUUACUUAGCUCGGGACCUUGUCCAUACCUCAAAGCAGUAUGCUUUGAAGCACAUCAUAUGUAAUGAUGAAGAGUUGCUGGAGUUGGUGAUGAAGGAAAUCUCCGUCAUGAAGUUACUCAGAGGGCAUCCCAAUGUUGUCACUCUCUAUGCCCACGCCAUCAUGGAUUUGGGCCGCACAAAGGAGGCACUCCUUGUCAUGGAAUAUUGUGACAAGUCUCUGGUUACCGUACUCGAUAGCAGAGGAGCUGGCUUUUUUGAUGAGAAACAGGUCCUUGCAAUCUUCAGAGAUGUGUGUACUGCAGUUUUUGCAAUGCACACACUGUCCCCUCCCAUUGCUCAUAGGGAUUUGAAAGCUGAGAAUCUUCUGUUGGGGCCGGAUGGACUGUGGAAAUUGUGUGAUUUUGGAAGCACCUCUACCAACCACAAGCGCUUUGAGAAGCCUGAAGAAAUGGGUAUUGAAGAAGACAUUAUCAGAAAGCACACAACACCUGCCUACAGGGCCCCUGAGAUGUGGGAUCUAUUUCGGAGAGAACUUAUCAAUGAGAAAGUAGACAUAUGGGCUCUUGGCUGCCUUCUCUUUCGCAUUUGCUACUUCAAAAGUGCAUUCGAUGGAGAGUCAAAGCUGCAGAUCUUGAAUGGAAACUAUCGCAUUCCUGAGUUACCUAACUACGGCUCGUCUAUUACAGAUCUCAUCAGAGACAUGCUUCAGGCAUCACCAGACGACAGACCAGAUAUCACGCAGGUGUGGUUUCGUGUUAAUGAGCUGUUACCAGUUGGUUUACAGAAGUCUUUACCUGAUAGGCCACCCGAAAUGCACUCUGCUGGAAAACAUGAAGGUUUUUCAAGGCCCGCAAACAAGUCGCCUGAAAUGCCUCGUAGAAGCCCACCCCCACCACCUUCAGUGGGAGAAUCAGCUAGAAAUCCAUCACAAACGUCAAAUAUGUCCAAGGCAGGGGGAGGUGGAGGGCCACUUGGUGCAUUUUGGUCCACUCAGCAUGCUGAGGAUUCAGUUGUUGUUGAAGAAAAGACUGUACCUAAGUUUGAUGAUUCUAAUCAUCCUUUACCCAAGAACAGUGCCCCUGCAAAAGUGGACAAUACACCAACCUAUGCUGCACGAAGAAACUCACACGUGAAAUCGCACAAGCAUGAAGAUGGAUUUCCAAAGGACAUUGAAAUAAAUUUCUUCCAGAAGCAUACUGACCAUGGUGCUGAGAGGCCAAAGGCAUCCAAGCCUGAGAGUGCAACUAGUUUUCACGAUGAUGCAUUUAACUCAUUUGUUGCUGAAUUUGAUACUAAUAAACUCAGCGUGGGAGCUAGUAAUAGCAAAUCAGGAAAAGAAGAAGCAUUAGAGACUGAAGUAGAGAGAUUGAAGGAGCAGCUGAACCAAGCCAACAUAGAAAAGGCUGAAAUAACUUCCAAAUUUGAAAAGCUAUCAGCCAUCUGCCGAUCUCAAAGGCAAGAGUUGCAGGAGCUUAAGCAGACGCUUGCCGCUAGAACACCUUCACCGAAUAAAGAUGCUUUGAGAAAUCAAAUGUCACCUGGCGUUCAAUCAUCCGCAACCCCACCGCAGAGGGAGAAGAUAGAAGGAGCCAUUUGGGAACUCCAGCAGGAUAAAUCUGACCGGAAAACUCCAAGUCCAGAGACAAAGUCAUGGCAGCCGUUUGCAGAACCGCAGCCUUCUUCAACGGACAACACUGUCAAAUCUGUCAGGACAAGAAAUGGUCACCAGAACAAGCAAGCUACGACUCAAGUAAAUACUGGUUUUGACUCGUGGGGUUUUGGAACAGAGAGCUUUUCUGCUGCGCCCACUGGAAGCACCCAAAUAUCAAGACCUAUGGGUGAAGGAAAUAUUUCUCAGCGUUUUGGUGACACAAAGGCUAUGGAGAGCAAGCCAGCUUCUCAACCUGCUGGAUGGGCUGGUUUCUAAUUAUGGCCUUCUGGAAUGCUUGCUAUGAGGAUGUAUUUUAUGACAACCCUGACAUUGUUGUUGGCAACAAUGCCGAGGUAAGUGAGGGUGGAAAGUAAGAGAUGCAUGCCUUUGAUUUGAAUUUGAUUUGUGCUUUUGAGUGCUGGUGUUUUAUAGAUUUUAUUCUGCCUCUUCUGCGGUAGAACAUGUACACAUGUUUCUCUGGACUGUGACAGACUUCAUUUGUAUACUUACGCUGCAUAUGUCGAUUGUUGGCUAAGAAAA